UACGACGCGCACUGUUUAUCGACUGACAAUAGUGUCAACGUUUUAAGGGAUGUAACUACCGCGCGCGGAUUGACCUUCCGUUGUUACUGUCGGGCCUCAAAGACCCAGAGUGAUUAGUUUUUGGUACUAUAACCGUGCCGCAUUUCGUGUAGCUUCUUAUCUUUCACUGUUGUGAAAUUUGAUUGUUGAAUGUGGAUCGAAGUUCAUUGUGUAGGAGUGAAUUUGACGUGUCUGCCAGAAUCGCCGGUAGCAAGCAGAUACCCUGGGUUUCCCGAGCGCAACACUCACUGAGGCUGUGUGCGACGCUUCCUGUGUUCCAUCCCGCUGUUGGAUUUUCCAAAGUAAUCUUCCACGCCUGGCAGUACAUCAGGAUCCUUUAGGACGUGUAGCAAGGAAAACGAAGGAUAUUCCUCCGUAAGCAGAUAGCUGAAAGCGUCUUAUACGAAGGAACGAUGACGCUGGCCGGGUACGUGGCGCUGGCUGCUGCCGCGGUGCUCAUACUGCUGCUGCUGUGGUACGUCAGCAACUCGUGCCGCUACUACGUCAAGUUCACCGUCUUCUUGCUGCUCUCCCUCUUCUUCGGCUCUGUCUUCAUUCCUCUCAUGCUCUUCCGGCCCAGGGACUGGCGCAACGCACUGUUACCAGCAUGGGGUGCAAGGCAAAUAUCAAAAAUCCUUGGCAUAAAAUUUCAUCUUCGAGGGCUGGACAAUGUUGUCACUGACUCUGGGUGUGUAGUCGUAAUAAACCACCAAAGUUGUCUGGACUUACUUGUACUUGCUGAGCUGUGGCCAAAGCUGAAACGAUGCACUGUUAUUUCAAAGAAAGAAGUUUUUUACCUGUGGCCUUUUGGACUCGCUGCCUGGUUGUGGGGAACCAUCUACAUCAAUAGACUGAAUGUUGAGCAAGCACAGGCAGCAAUAAACAGCACUGCAGACACCAUAAAAAAUGGAAAGAUGAAACUGUGCAUGUUUCCUGAAGGUACAAGAAACAAUGGACCUACAUUGCUGCCCUUCAAGAAGGGUGCUUUCCAUGUUGCCAUUGCUUCUCAGACACCUGUUCAGCCAGUUGUUGUAACACGCUAUUAUUUCCUUGAGUCAAAGGAGAAAAUUUUUAAUCCAGGAAAAGCUGUCAUAACCAUCCUUCCACCAAUAGACACUACAGGACUGAAGAAAGAAGAUGUGGGAUCACUUGUGGAGAGAACUCGUGAGCUAAUGUUGAAUGUCCAUACCUUAUCAACAGAACUACUGCUGCAGAAUAUAAAAAACAAGGACAUGUAAUAAAGAGAGAGUGCUUUUGAACUUUAAUGGAGUUGGUUGGACAGUAACAGCAAAAGCAUAUCUUCAUGAUCUCAUCUGUAACCACAAUUUUAAUGUUUAUCUAUGACAGAACAACAUUAGUGGGAAAGUAUUGACAUUCACAACUUCAGUUAAAAAACUGAUGAUUUAAGUCAAGACUAUGUGAUGGAAUUAAAUUAUUGUGCUAAACAUAGCAAACCUGCAGCUUUACUUCAUGACCUUUUGUAUAUAUCUGAAUGUAUAUUAAUGUUUGUGCUUCCUUCCUUGUAGGCAACUUAGCUCACAGUGCUGAAAUUACUAUGUUAUUAAGGGCUUUGUGUGUGAUAGGUGUUUUACAGUUUAAUUUCAUUAAUUGAUAUAACCAUACAUUGAUGUGUGGAGAGGGCAUAGAGUAGUAUAGAAAUGUAGAUGUGGAGAGAAGCUGCAAAGAGACUGAAGUUGUGCGUGUGUGCGUGUGUGUGUGUGUGUGUGUGUGUGUGUGUAGAGAGAGAGAGAGAGAGAGAGAGAGAGAGAGAGAGAGAGAGAGAGAGAGAGAGA
Schistocerca serialis cubense is the source of this 1832-nucleotide messenger RNA. RefSeq names its product 1-acyl-sn-glycerol-3-phosphate acyltransferase alpha-like. Bases 453 to 1277 code for a protein of 274 amino acids. The transcript is spliced from 9 exons. Gene Ontology annotation, molecular function: 1-acylglycerol-3-phosphate O-acyltransferase activity. The record is from RefSeq and is a predicted model, not a curated record. Lineage: Eukaryota; Metazoa; Arthropoda; Insecta; Orthoptera; Acrididae. Gene Ontology annotation, biological process: phosphatidic acid biosynthetic process. Gene Ontology annotation, cellular component: endoplasmic reticulum; membrane.